Molecule: messenger RNA, 2763 nt
Organism: Rhincodon typus (whale shark)
Lineage: Eukaryota; Metazoa; Chordata; Chondrichthyes; Orectolobiformes; Rhincodontidae
Product: laminin subunit gamma-3-like
Exons: 8
Coding region: 26-1255 (409 amino acids)
Source: RefSeq, a predicted model, not a curated record
CUUGUUCAGUCAGGUCAGGGUCGCAAUGGAGGUCGAGUCAAUAGUGAGAGAGGCCUUGGCUACAUCGAACCGAAGCUACGUCCUCCUGUCGGGCAUCAUUGCGGAUGACUCUAUCGCCACUGACAUCACGGAGGCUGAGGAUGGACUUCAGUUGCUGCAGAGUCAGAUGGAGGAGCUGGCAAAGGAAGCAGAUGAGGUGCUGAAGGAGGCAAAGAGGGUGCACACGUCUGCUGAGCAAACCCAAGGGGGAAACCUCACCCUGCCUCGAAACCUCACAGAACUGGAGCCUGAGGGCUGGAACAAUUUCACCACCGAAAUUGAGAAUUUGGAAAGUGCUCUUCAGGCUACAGAACAGCAAAUCGAGAAACUGCUUCUUGAGUUGGAGCCGCGAGUCAAGGCCUUUAAGAUGGGAAUGGAAACCAAGGAGACGUAUGAUGAGCUUCUGAGUCGUGUUAAAUCUUCCGAGGCCACUGCAAGAGAGUCAAUUCAGAAAGUCAAACGGAUCAAAGAGGAGGGACUCUCUUUGCUGAAAACAUUGGAAGAUAAUAAGAGACUAUUUCCAGCAGGCAAGCUCCGAAGUAAAGGGACCUUGCGGAAGACAAGUGCGAUCAAGGAAAGGGUGAUGGCAGAGGCGAAGAGAAAGACCUUGCUCGCCCGACGAAUAUUGCGAGUUGCCGAAGCGAGUUCUACCAUCAGCAAUACCACAGCCACCAGGGCCUGGCACCUCAACCGGGGCAUCGCAAAGGAGGCCCAGAAGAUCAGGAGUCAGGCCCAGGACCAGGCUACACAAUCUGGCUUACUCCGUACUCAGCUGGACACCAUGCGGGAUCAAUUGGUCACCCAGGAGGACCAGGCCACAGCCUUCAAGGUGAAACUUCAGGAGGAUAGCAAAACUUCUGCCAAGGUCCUUCAUGAAACAGAGGCCAUGGGAAAGAAGGUGAAGAAAGCGAAACAGUCACUCGAUCGUGAUCUGAAGCAGUUAACCGAAUUACUGAAGACGGUCGAGAGUCUUCAGGUUGACCGAGUGACAGAGGAAAUGCUGAAUAAAACCGAGGUGGAGAUGGGAGCCCUGAGGUGGGUGAUCGAUCAGAAGCUGGAUCAGAAGCUGCGGGAGCUGGAGGCAGCCUCUGACCUACAGAUCCUGAAAAUGAAAACUAUAGAAAAGGACAUGGAGGACAUUGAGGCAGAGAAGCUGAGCCUGGAGGACAUUGUUCAGAACCUGCCUCAAGGCUGUUAUAACCGUGUGGCAUUGUAAGAGGGUUAAGGCAGACAGAAGAAGAGAGAGGCGAUCUCUGUGGGUAUUUUUAUGUUAUUAUCUCAAGACAUUUGCCAUUGACACUGUAGUAAUUUGAUUGGGCAUUUAAUCCUUUUUUACCCAUUUUAACCCAGUCACCUAGCCUCCUGUGGCUUGUACUGGCUUCGAGUUAGUGCCCAGGUGAAGCCCUCCAAUACUUCAUGGUCUGUACCUUCUCAUUGCUUGUUGGAUAUAAAUGGCGCCAUUGGGACAAAGAUGGCACCUCAUUGUUCACACACGGACCAGCUGGAGCCUCUUCUGCUCUCACGUUGGACCAAGGAGCUCUGAGACCGUUGUGCUUCAUCAGACUGAUUUUCCAUCAACUGGGUGAAAAGUGAGCCGUCUCCAUCCUGCAGGGCCAGACUGGGUAAGGCUGGCAGAAUGCCUCCUUCCAAAGGGCAUUAAUGAACCAGAUGGGGUUUCACAGUCACCCUUACUGAGAGCAGCUUUUUGUUUUAUAUGUCCAGAAUUCCUAUCACGCACAACAACAGCUUUCCCACCACCAAAUCACCAUGACUUUUUUUUGUUUGUAGUUUUUUUUUUUGUUUAAUCACAACUGAACGACCUUCCACUGUCAAAUCACUCUGGCUGUUUUUUAAAAAUGAUUUAACCACCACCAGUAAACCCGUGUGUAGCUGGUUGAAUAUUUACGGGCAAAGCAAACCAUUGAAAGGGAGGGACAGAGGGGUAGGGAGAGCGGAAUAAGCUUUGUAUUAUCCCCCAACGGUGCCCACUUCUCUCUAGAGGCAGCAAGAACAUUGGUGCAGACCAAUCACUCUCAGAAGUAAGUAUUUAACUGAAAUCACCCUCCAAUGCUCAUGCUGGGGUUUGAAGCCUCUGAAUUGCCAGCCCAGUAAUAUUCUCACUGUCUGACUAUCCUCAUCUACCUUAUUACAAUACAGACCACACUGCUACCAGUAAGCUACCGCUAUCAUUUUUCUCUUGCUGCACAGUAAGGUGUGGGGGUAGGUUGGGUGGCGUCUGUGUCUGAGCAUGCGUGGGAAAUGAAGGAAGGAGUUCAGGGAAGACACCGCUGUGCAAAUAAUUUUAUUCAAUACAUCCAUCAACGGGGGAAAAAAAACGCUCACACGGCCAGGGAAACAGUAACGAGCAAAGCCCGAGAGGGGCAAUGCUUACGUGAGAAAAAGAGUGAAGAUGGGGUGUUGGGGUAGGGAAUAAAUCCAAGUAGAAUGGGAGGGGGAAAUGAAGCUCUCCACCCCACCGCGGUGCCCACCCGCUCCCUAAAGGUGCCGAGAGCAUUGGUGGGCACCGUGUGGUUCGUCUCCAAGGACACACGGGCUCAAAAAUGGCUGUGGGAGAGAGGCAGGCAAUCACCUGAAAUGACCCCCUCCCCGGCCUGCUGCCUGGACUUGUUUGUAGAAAGAAGGCCCCUUCUAUAAGGUGAUUAGGUACAUUGGAACAGUAAAUACUAGUAUAAGCAGUGCUAAUACAGUGUGGAGCUGGAGGAA